Molecule: messenger RNA, 714 nt
Organism: Papaver somniferum (opium poppy)
Lineage: Eukaryota; Viridiplantae; Streptophyta; Magnoliopsida; Ranunculales; Papaveraceae
Product: EG45-like domain containing protein
Exons: 3
Coding region: 71-502 (143 amino acids)
Source: RefSeq, a predicted model, not a curated record
CUUUUUCUAGCCGUUGACUGUAAGAGAUGAGAUAACAUAUCAAGAGAGGCUAAAAUCUCUCUAAACUAAAAUGUCAAUGCUUCAGCUUCUCUUCCUUCAAUGGUUUCUCCCCUUCAUGAUAUUUUCAGAUCUCUUCAUUAUUUCCAAUGGUGAUGUAGGCACUGCUGCUCGAUACGGUUCCCCUUAUAUACCUUCAGCUUGUUUCGGAAAUGAUCAAGCUCAAUUUCCUACAAGUAAUCUCUUUGGAUCAGCUGGAGAAGGAAUUUGGGAUAAUGGAGCGUCAUGUGGGAGGGAAUACCUAGUGAGAUGUAUCAGUUCUUCGAAGCAACAAGCGUGUAUUUCGGGUGUUACAAUUCAGAUUAAGAUUGUUGAUCGGGCAAAUACUUCCGUAUCUCAACCAUCGAGUCCAGGAACAACUAUUGUUCUCUCUGAACCUGCCUUUUCCAUGAUAGCAGAUGCAUCUGCUUCGACAGAUAUCAACAUCGACUUCCAGCAGGUCUGACACAGGUAAGAAGGUAUAAUCAUACUCGUUGGUAUAUCAAGUGGUAGAGUUUGUAAAUAAGGAUUUGUUGAUUUUGUUUUGGUAAAUCUAUCUAUUGAAAUGCGUUUGUGAAAUUUGAUUCUUGUGUGUGGUUGUUAAGCCAUAUCAGAACUGGUAUGGCUUUAUCAAAUUUUGUGGUUUAAAAUACCCCGACAAGCGUCGGUGUAGUCUUA